Molecule: messenger RNA, 1928 nt
Organism: Tigriopus californicus
Lineage: Eukaryota; Metazoa; Arthropoda; Copepoda; Harpacticoida; Harpacticidae
Product: tyrosine-protein phosphatase non-receptor type 1-like
Exons: 8
Biological process (GO): protein dephosphorylation
Molecular function (GO): protein tyrosine phosphatase activity
Source: RefSeq, a predicted model, not a curated record
GCCAAACGAGUGAAGUGAAUCCAGGCCGUGCCCCAGAUCCGCCUCAACUGGAGCCGCCCCUAGCCUCCCAUCACCCCCACACCCCUCCCACCCUCCCCGCCUCCCCGCCUUGGGACCGAGCCGCGGGCGUGGUCGUGUCCUCGGGUUCUGGCUCAGCCCCGAAUCCGACUGGCUGGUCUGUCGUUGACCCCGAAUCUGGCUCAAGACUGCUUGGCCCUAGUCUAUUAGGUUUUUUUUUGCCGCAGACCCGCACCCGUGGCAGGCCAUGGCCGCCCAGCAAAACAUCAAAGAUCUCAUUCAGCGUGACGGAUGGGCUCAAUUAUAUACGGAGAUCCGGCGAGAUUCGUCAGUCUCGGAGUUUCCGGCCUUGGAGGCGGCCAAACCCGAGAAUCGCACUUUCAAUCGUUAUCGUGAUGUGUAUCCCUACGACCAUUCCCGGGUCAAACUGGAACAUCUGGAUCACACCGAUUACAUCAACGCCUCUUUAGUCAAGUCAAUCCGUGCCAAUCGCAACUACAUUCUCUCUCAAGGUCCGUUGCCAGGGACGGUAGGUCAUUUUUGGUUGACGGUAUGGCAGCAGAUGAGCAAGGCGGUGCUCAUGCUGAAUCGAGUCCUGGAGAAAGGCCAACUCAAGUGUCACCAAUACUGGCCACAGGAUGUCGGUGAUGAUCUCAUCUUUGAGGAUGUCCAACUCAAGCUCGAGAAUAUUCAGUCUGAACCCGGAGAACACUACACAGUCAGGACUUUCAGGAUCAGUAAAAUGGACACGGACGAAAGUCGGGAAAUUAAGCACUUCCAUUACACCACCUGGCCGGAUUUUGGCGUGCCCAAAUGACCCGACACAUUUCUGGAGUUUCUCACGGUAGUUCGCGAGAGUGGCGUCUUGGACCCGGAUGUGGGUCCCUCUGUGGUCCAUUGUUCCGCCGGGAUCGGACGAUCUGGCACAUUUUGCUUGGUCGAUACUUGCCUUGUCCUUAUCGAGAAGGAAGGAUUUGCAAACGUGAAUAUUAAAGAGGUCCUCCUAGAACUCCGCAGUUAUCGCAUGGGCCUCAUACAAACGCCUGACCAACUGAAGUUCUCAUAUUUAGCCAUAAUCGAAGGUGCUAGACAACGAGGAUUGAUUUCCAAGGACAUUCUUGCAGAUCUACAAUGUCAGCGUGCCACCGCCUCAUCCGAGAUCUCAGAUGAUGAGGACGACCAAGAUGUUCAAGGCGGUCCUCCUCCAUUGCCCCCACCUCGCAACGAGUCUUUGCGGCAGCAAUUACAGGACAUCCUGUGCAACAAUCACACGAACAAUGGAGUCCCCUCCAAGGAAUCAAUCAUCCCGGACCAAUUGAGCCUAGCUCCAUCUCAAUCAAAUGGACAUGGGCAAAACACCGAACCCGUUUCCAAUGGUGGCAAUGCCACGUCCUCCAAGUUGUCAGACUCGAAUUGCUCCGCCCACCAGACCGCCUCGUGCUCGUCUUCGAAUUCGUCGAAUUCGUCUUCCUCUUGUUCCUCCUCAUCCUCGACGUCCCGACACAAGACUGAAUCCGCCUGCAUCCUCAACAACCACAAAAUGGAGGAGAGAAAGCGGGAAAUGGAAAUCCGACGUCGCAAUAAAGAAGCCCGUCAAACGGCUCUGCAAUCGAAAGUCCAAGAUAUGAAGCGAAAAUCCGCGGAUUCCGAAGAUUGGAAGCGACGGAAAAGCCAGGUGUACGAGAUGUUGCCCUUCUGUUUCGGUUUGGUCAUGAUGGUGGCCGCUGGGUCCUACUACUUCCUCAAAGGGUGAAGACUGUGUAAUUCGACAAUGAUAAUCACACCUGGAACAUCUGUCCCGGAGGACCAUCGUGAAGAGAAACGAACGUGCCAGUGCUCUUGUUUACUUUUGGUUGAAGCCAAUUCGCAAACAAUUUGGCCAGAUUCUCCCUAAAGCAUCUUUUUUUUUU